AUGGUGCCUUUAGUAAAUGAUGCUCAAUACUUAGUGCCUUUAGACAACUCUUGUCAGCUGUCCACCAAUCAUUCAUUAACACAUCACUGUACAGAUAAAGAACCAAAUGAACUUAAUCACAAACCUGAGGCCAAAGUACAACCUCUCAACAAUGAAGUCUCAGUGCCCCAGGUAAGCUCCAACAAAAAGACCCAGAACUGCUCAGUUUUGCCUUCAGACAAGUCUAAAGUUAGCCAUUCACAAGACUUGUAUAACAGGCCUACAAAAUCAUCAUCCUCCCAGCUGAAAUGCACAGGCACCAUAUCACCAGACUUCCACUGCAGAAGUACAUUAAGUCCACAUGGCAAAGCUAUAAACUCAUUAUUGCCUCACCCCAAACCUAAGACAACAUCAUCAUCACUGGAACCCAGUCAAACAUCCCUGUGCUCAAGAUUACCCCUCCCAAAGUCUCAGAUGACAUCUUCAAGCCCAGACCAUUUCUGUAAAUCCCCUUCAUUGAGGUCUAAUUAUAGAGCCUCAAGUUCAUCAUUACCCAUUCUCCAGCAUCAAAAGUCACCUUCCUUAAAUACCAUUUGGAAAGCACCUUUUUUUACACACAAUCAAAGAGUCCCUAGUUCAACAUUACUUCAACCGACCUCUCAGAAAUUUUCCUCACUGGACAGCCUUUGGACAUGUUUACUAGAAUCCAAUCAAAGGUCUUUGAGCUCACCAACACUCAACAAACUUCAAAGGAAUGACUUCCUUCCAGUAUCACCAUCUCCGAAGCCCACUCAAAUGGCUCAGAGCUCAUCAGCACAUGACUCCAGACCUCAGAAAAUGUUGAGCUCAAAUUCCAGUGUUCUGAGGUUACCAAUGUCCAUCUUAAAAUACAGGAAAUCGCCUUUAUUAUCCCAUACUAUGCACCAGUCUCAGAGUUUACCAUUGUUCAAGGCCAAAUCUCAGAUGCCCCUGAGACUUGACAGCCAUUUCAGAGCCCUUAGCUCACCGGGUUGUCACUCCAAAUUGUAUCCUACCUCUUUACCAAAUGUCAAAAACAGAGCUACGGGACUACCGCCAUUCCAUCAUGGACCUAAACCAAAGAACUCAGAACAAUCCUUACAGAGCACCAAACCCUCCAUGAGGAACGCAGCUGCCUCAACCAUGGAUUCCAAAUUCCAGAGUAAAUGCAGCUUGGAAUUUAACACCAAGCCAGAAUUAGAUAACGAAAUCCCAUGGGUGUUAGAUUACAGCCACCCCUGCGUUGUUAAAGGUGGGACUGUCCCUAUUGAUGUUGUGAACAAAAUUGUCAAUUCUGUCUCUAAAACCACAAUCCAGAAGGAUCUUUCUCGGCAGAUUCUGUUUCGAAGAAUGAGGGGAAGGCCAAAUCCUCGCCCUGGGCCCCGUCUUUCAUCUACAUAUUCGGUUUGCUUGGAUUGUGCUUCUUGCAUAAAAUCUCAGUGCUGCCAUCUGACAGGAAAAAGAGACCCUCGUGGUGCAACACUGUUUGUCAUACCUACACCUGAAGCCAGUGCGGAGGGGAAAAUAGAGGUGAAAAUAGUUCUUAUCCUUUCAUUACCGGAGACUUCUGGUUCCCCUUGGUUCCCCCUUCAAAUAAAAGAAAAUCAGCCCGAUGAAGAUCCCGAUGAUGACAACCUUGAAGAAUUGGAGAAGAUAACACAGUUCUUUCCUGCAUCUGAAUCUGAUAUCAUCCAUGGACUUAAGGGGAAGAAAGAGUGGGUGCCAGUAAUGUCUGGGAGCAAAGAGAGAAGCCAACAGCCCCAGGCUAUUGACUGGCUGCUUUAUGUUAAAAAAAGUAAUAAUUGUCAGCCACACGCCCAGCUUCCAUCCCCUUCCUCCUCCUCUUCCUCCUCCUCCUCCUCUUCCUACUCUUCUGCCUCUUCUUCUUCAUCUUCUUCCUCUUCUGCUUUUUCCUCUCCACCUUCUCUUAAAGUCCCUCCCUCUCCUUCCUUCUCAGGUAAUGCAUUCAGAAAGGUACUAAGUUACCACCGGUUGCCUCCAGGUGUCUCUUGGCUUGAGUUUAUAUGCAGUAAAGAGUACCAGCUACUUUCUGGAAAACCAAUCAAAGGCCAAUCUUCGUCCCCUAAAAGGAAGCGUGUGAGGAAUCGUACCACAAAAAGCAGAACAAAAGGUUCAAACACACUACUCAAAUAUUUCCAAAAGAAGUUUCAACAUAGGAAAUCCUCAUUAUAUUAA
This is a messenger RNA of Jaculus jaculus (lesser Egyptian jerboa), 2193 nucleotides long. RefSeq names its product casein kinase 2 subunit alpha' interacting protein (gene Csnk2a2ip). Lineage: Eukaryota; Metazoa; Chordata; Mammalia; Rodentia; Dipodidae. The coding region runs from base 1 to 2193 and encodes 730 amino acids. The record is from RefSeq and is a predicted model, not a curated record. The transcript has a single exon.